Molecule: messenger RNA, 2843 nt
Organism: Lethenteron reissneri (Far Eastern brook lamprey)
Lineage: Eukaryota; Metazoa; Chordata; Hyperoartia; Petromyzontiformes; Petromyzontidae
Gene: JAGN1
Product: jagunal homolog 1
Biological process (GO): vesicle-mediated transport; granulocyte colony-stimulating factor signaling pathway; endoplasmic reticulum organization
Cellular component (GO): endoplasmic reticulum membrane
Source: RefSeq, a predicted model, not a curated record
AUCUUGAAUCCUUGCCUCACUUGAUGCAGCUAAUCUGGCUGUGACGGUCCCACCUGAUGACGGAGACUUGUGUUGCCUCCGAAACGUCGUGAUCUUUAUUUUAUUUUAUUUUUAUUAAUUUUGAUGUUUUACCUACGUGACUUUACCGAAAAAACCUAAGAAUAUGAAUCCUUGCAGUCACGAAAGCUUCAAAUCUAGAAUUAACUAUCAGAGUUAUGUCUUUUGUUUGUAUUAUGACUGCAGGUAUUGCGGUCUAUGCAAACAUGACUCCUUGUAAAAAAGGUGUCAGUUUUGUUGCCAGAUAGAAGGAUAAAAAAAACCUAUUAUCAUAUUUUUACUGGCAAAUGAGGUUCCCAUAGUAACUCCACAUACUUACGCGAUCUAAUCAAAAGAAACCUAUUUCAUAAUAUUGGUCACGGAAGCCCACGCGUCAAAAUACGAUUAGUGUAUUUGGCUGCUAUGGAUCUCACGGUAUUUAUUGGAUAGUUUGUCGUUGCUCUAGCCCUUCUAGAGCAUGCAUUACCAUUGACAUAGUUCACAGCUUUCUAGCCCCUUCUAGAACAUCAUUCGAAUGUAUAGAACUGCACUACAGUACGCAGUGUACACUGCACUCACACAUGCCGCAAUUGUGUAUCGGCGCAUGUCAGGAGUCUGGGCGGCACUUACAGGGCAAGACGGAUCCACUGCUAUGCCAGUGUGAACCUGGCAAAACCAGGUGGGUGGCUGGGUGCGGAUUGUGUGGCCCAUGGGCGGAUUGAGCCAGACAGGGAAUGGGUUCCAAAAUCACACAAGCACCACGCGUGGUUCAUGCUCAUCGCACUGAUAGAGAGUAGAGGAUCACAACUUUGCAGUGUGAGUAUCGGUCUUGGUUGAAAGUUUCACUUUGAUUAACCGGGUGGAAAUGUCAAGAGACCAGGAUGAGCAGAAUUACAAAAUGACAAGAGCAAAUGGAAAAAAAAAUUCAGCGCAUCAAAGACGCAAGUAGAAAUUGGAACACAAAAAAAUAUUUAAAAAUACUUUAAAAAAAGACACGCUUUAAUGAAAUGUACUGUCCGAGCUGCCCCUCCCCCUGCCCCCUUCCCCCAUCGCCCCUCCCCUCUUUCCACAUCCCCCGCCCCUCGGCGUGGCUCCCCGAGGCUUGCCGUGACGUAAGGGACCACGUGGUGAUUUACAGGCAACGUGAGUUGAGCGUGGACAAUUAGACCCGUAAAAAAGAUUGUUUAAAAUAUAUGUUUAUUGUUUAAUGAUAGAAUAUAGUAUUGUCAUCAGUAUGACACAGCUAUACCAAGUUUGCAGUCGAUACGACAUUGGGAAUACGGUUGAAAUUGAGUUACAAGAUUUUAGAAUACGACAACACACAGAGUAAGUUAAAUAAAAGCGUGUUAAAUGUUUAAAAAUAUAUGUUUUGAAUUUUUUACGAUAGAAUAUAGUCUUGUCAUCAGUAUGACCUAGGUAUUUCAAGUUUGCAGUGGGUUUACCAGGUUCAAACCGGGAUACGUGCACCUUUCCUGGCACGAGGGCUGUGGUGAAGUCGCCAUCACUUAGUGCUCGUCGCUGGAGUCGGAGGUGCGCAUGCUCGUGUACGUGCACGUGGUCCUGUGGGCGCUCGUUCUGCUGCAGGUCAUCGUGAGCAGCCUGCGCCUCGUGCCCAGUAGCCUGGUGGCGCGGCCCUACCUCUGGGAGUACCCCUACCUGCUGAGCGUGGCUCCCGCGCUGCUCACGAUUAGCGCCAUGCGCAGGAGGAGCACGUACCGCAUGGUCCUUGCCAUGGCGAUGACGUCGCUUGUGUCGCUGGGCCCUCUGGUCUACGGGAGCGUCGAGAUGUUCCCAAUGGCCAGGCAGCUUUACACGCAGGGAAAGGUUUACCGCCACAUUCUCGGCUUCUCGGCCGUGUCGGUGCUGUACUUCGCGAUGGUGAUCGCCGUGCAGGUGCACGGCUGGCAGCUCUACUACUGCAAGCAGCUGCUGGAGGUGUGGUCCUCCGCUCCCACCCAGGAGGCGCCCGGGGGCCAGCGCAAGAGCCAGUGACGUCCCCGAAGGACCCUCCGUCGCCAUCCACCCCACCCUCCGCUUUUGCCUCUUUUUUCACGGGGGUGUCAGGCACCCCACACCUGCCCCUUUCUCUCCUCUGUGACUUCACCCGUCGGGUGGUGAUCUGCGUACAAACCUGAGCCGCACCGGUGCCGUGCAGCGAUGUUCGUUGUUGAGUCGCACUACGCUCCCUGGCCUUCCAACGACUCGCGCCGACCGGCAUGGUGAAGUACGGUCAGAAGUCUCCCACGGCCUGGCACAGUGGGGGGAGGCCGGCCUUCAUCCAGCAGUGGGUUGACAUGGGGUUGUACGUGUGCGGUCUUGUUAAAUUAUUGUUUUUCUUCAAACGGUUUUCAAUUGCUAUUGUUAACGUCGGCAUUAUGUUUCCGAUGUGCGCAUAUAUUUCCAGUAAGAUAUGCUCGCAGCUAGCAGUAGGCUUUGUACGGUUUAUAAACUUUUCCACAAUGAACGUCAUUUAAUAGGGCAGUGGUGGUGGGUCAUGCACAUGGCUGCCUGUAAUCCAUCACUGGAGGAGGCAGCAGCGAGGGUUGGUGGUUCACACGUAGAUGUCGUGGACGUCGCUUCCCGCGGACGACGCAGGCGCCCGUACCCUGGCUCGCCGGGAGAAAGGCGGCACAGCAAAAGUGUGGGCCCCACCCGUCUCCUCUGCGUGGCAUGGAGUGUUGCCCCCGUCUCCGGGCGCUCCGGUUUCUUCCCACACGUAAACACUCGUACUAGUAGGAACCUCCUGGUUACACCAGCCCACAGGGGAUUAUUGUGUCCGUCGUGCAGGGAGGGGCUGGGUGGAGAGG